AACACUACUCUAACCUCUUUUACUGUUCACGUUCUUGCUUUGGACGUACAGUAACUCCUUGUGCCUGUGAGAGCACUGUGUGCGAUAAAACUACACAAUAUGAAGACAUUUAGUGCCGCAACGGCCAUUGGCCUGCUAGCCCUGAGCUCCAAUGCCUCUCCAAUCACACCUUGGAAGCGAGCACCAUCAUUUGAUUUCAACGGACAAAAGGUCCGCGGUGUGAACUUGGGAGGAUGGUUCGUGCUGGAACCGUGGAUCACACCGAGUCUGUUCGAGGGCAACGACGCCAUCGACGAGUACAGCUUCGCGCAAACGCUCGGAAAGGACGCAGCAAAGGCACGACUCUCCGAGCACUGGAACUCGUGGAUCACCCAGGACGACUUCAACCGGAUCGCCGGGGCCGGCCUCAACCACGUCCGCAUCCCCAUCGGAUACUGGAGCGUGAUUUCCCGCGAUGAGGACCCAUACGUCACAGGAGCGUACGAUGUCUUCGGCAAGGCCCUCGACUGGGCUCAAGCCGCUGGCCUCAAGGUCAUCAUCGAUCUUCAUGGAGCUCCCGGCUCCCAGAAUGGUUUCGACAACUCAGGCCGCUACGGCUCCGUGCAAUGGACGCAGGGUGACACUGUCUCUCACACUCUGCGAGUGCUCAACAAGCUCCGUGAUGACCACGCCUCGCACCCUGCCGUCUCCUCCAUCCAACUUCUCAACGAACCCCUAGGACCCAGCCUCGACAUGUCGACGGUACGCCAGUUCUACAUGGACGGCUGGGGCAACCUGAAGGACUCGAACGUCGCGGUGGCAUUCCACGACGCGUUCCAGGGCGUGACGUCCUGGGGGGACUUCGGCGCCGGCAUGUGGAAUCUCCUCCUCGACACCCACCACUACGAGAUCUUCGACAACAGCCAGGUCGCCAUGUCGCCCGACGACCACUUCCGCACCGCUUGCGAUUUCGGCGGGCAGAUGGCGUCCACGGGCAAGUGGACCAUCGCGGGAGAGUGGACGGGCGCCAUCACCGACUGCGCCAAGUGGCUCAACGGCAAGGGCAAGGGCGCGCGGUACGACGGCACGUUCCAGGGCUCGACGGCCGUGGGGUCCUGCGACGGCAAAUACACCGGUACUGUUGCGGGUCUGUCCGACGCGGAUAAGUACAAUGUCAGGAGGUUCAUCGAGGCGCAGUUGGAUGGCUACGAGAAGGCGACGGGGUGGGUCUUCUGGACCUGGAAGACCGAGGGCGCGCCCGAGUGGGACAUGAAGGCGUUGUUGGAGGGUGGAUUGUUCCCGCAGCCGUUGACGGAUCGAAAGUAUCCCGGCCAAUGCGGCUAAAUCACAUUCCCAUCAACACAACCUCACGCACAAUGAACGAACAUGAACGAAUUUCCUUA
Messenger RNA from Aaosphaeria arxii CBS 175.79, 1382 nucleotides. RefSeq names its product glycoside hydrolase family 5 protein. Lineage: Eukaryota; Fungi; Ascomycota; Dothideomycetes; Pleosporales. The coding region runs from base 100 to 1323 and encodes 407 amino acids. Gene Ontology annotation, molecular function: glucan exo-1,3-beta-glucosidase activity. The record is from RefSeq and is a predicted model, not a curated record. The transcript has 4 exons. Gene Ontology annotation, biological process: glucan catabolic process. Gene Ontology annotation, cellular component: extracellular region; cell surface.